Messenger RNA from Knipowitschia caucasica, 1551 nucleotides. The record is from the annotation of a GenBank genome assembly. Lineage: Eukaryota; Metazoa; Chordata; Actinopteri; Gobiiformes; Gobiidae.
AUGCAGCCAAUCAUGUCCCUGAUAAGAACCGAGCACUCUCAGAGCAGUUCCUCUCAGACCCAACACAAGCACAUCAGACAUGAGUGGAACGGACCACACCACAGCCAGGCCACGCUGUCACCAGAACCACUGCCCGCACGCCCUGCACUUCAAAAGGUGUUCACAAGGAUAAAUACUGCAGGACACACUCGACCCACUAGUGACCGCCGCUUCAGAGCGAAGACCUCUCUCAUGGCGAGCACUUGGGUCUCUGAAUCAGGAACCGUCUUCAGCUCUAAGCUUGUACUGCUACUGCUCGUGGCUGUGCUCCUCCAGGGACCUCUGCGCUCUCACGGCAGCCCCAUCCUCAGCACCCGUCAGAGGCAGCGGCCGGACCCAGGCCUGGGCGACGGUCAUGGAGGGGUGGUGGACCUGUCCAAGCUGGAGCAGGACGGAGCGGUGAACGUGCAGUUACUUGAGAGUCUGAAGGAGCAGUUUUUGAAGACGUUUAACCUGUCUGGACCUCAGUCGUCUGCAGCCGAGGACAGCUCCAGAGAGGAACCCCCUGAGUAUAUGAUGGAGCUCUACAACCGCUUUGCCAACGACCACAACGCCAUGCCCACCGCCAACAUCAUCCGCAGCUUCAAAAAUGAAGAUCCUUCUCCGAGUGUUGCAGAUGCUGGAGGGGUCAGACGUCACAAACUGUUCUUCAACGUCUCGGUUCCUCAUCACGAGCGAGUUAUGGCUGCCGAAUUACGUCUCUACACGCUGGUCCAGACCGACAGGCACCUGUAUGCCGGGGUGGACCGAAAAGUAACUAUUCUGGAACUGGAAUCAAACGCAGAAGGUUCCAAUGCGACAGAAGGAAGUCAGGAGAGAUUGGAUGGAGCUGGGGACAUGCGUCUGACAGAGUUGGCGUCGAGGCAAGUAUUCGGCACUGAUAACGGUUGGGAGGCUUUUGAUCUCACAGUGGCCGUUCAACGUUGGAGGAACUCUGAACAGGGGACCACGCAUACGCUGGAGGUGCACAUCGCAAGCGUGACCAGAGGUGAAAACAUCCCAGAAAUGAAAAACGACUGUGACAAUGCAAUUAUACAAGACAUGAAAAUUGACACGAGUCCAGAGGAGAAGCACAAGCCUUUGCUGAUUGUAUUUUCGGACGACCAAAGCAACGAUCGCAGAGAGGACAAGCGAGACUUAAACGAGAUGAUUGACCAUGAAACUUCCGACACGGUUCUUCAAAAUGAGAUCUGGAAUGACCUUGAGAAAGACAAAGAUGCAUUUGAAGGAGAAAAAGCAGAGCCGGAUGAAGAGGACUUGAUCCAAAUGAGGGUCUUCCUCUGCACUUAUCUGAGGCCAAACAAUCAUCAGCACUUCAUGGGCCUGAGGCGAGCGGACUCCAAGGCCUGGAUUGUCCCAAUGCUGCUGCUGGAACAGGGUUAUCGCCCCCUCUGCUUCCCCUUCACAUGCCUCCGCUCUCCUGGCAGUGAUAGUGAGGGUCUCAAAGACCUCCAUUGGAAGUUCGAGUUCUUCGAAAUGGACGCCACCUUGUACGACGACGCCAACCACUAG